Molecule: messenger RNA, 2344 nt
Organism: Mustela erminea (ermine)
Lineage: Eukaryota; Metazoa; Chordata; Mammalia; Carnivora; Mustelidae
Gene: BAIAP2
Product: BAR/IMD domain containing adaptor protein 2
Exons: 14
Coding region: 404-1975 (523 amino acids)
Biological process (GO): actin crosslink formation; positive regulation of actin filament polymerization; actin filament bundle assembly
Cellular component (GO): nucleoplasm; cytosol
Molecular function (GO): protein binding; cytoskeletal adaptor activity
Source: RefSeq, a predicted model, not a curated record
CCAGGUUGCCUUUGUGGGCGGUGUUCUUCCUGACGCUCCGUGGCCCGACUGCCAAGUCUUCAAGUGCUGGCGCUCUCUUACCCUUUUGUGUUUUGUCCCCGGGGAACGCAGCAUUCUGUGGCUGAGCCUUCGGUGGCUGAGCCGGCCCCGGUGGGGCAGCGUGGGUCCCCGGGGCUGGCGGGACCGGCCUGCACUGAGGCGGUCAGGGCGCAGCCGGAGCCGUCCGUGUGGUCCUGGCUGGUCCACCGUCCUGUCGGGGAGGCCGUGCUGCCUCUGUGGCCGGGCUGUGGCCCUGCUCGGCGUCCCCUGCACUGUUCCAGCGGCAGCUUUGAGCUCUGUUUGCUUUGGCAGAGAAGGCAGCGGUGGGCCAAGGGCCGCUUGUCCUUGGCCUUGCUGAUUAAAGAUGUGGGAAUGGAAUGUGCUCCUUCCUGGACAAUCAGGCCCAUGGACUUCUGUGUCUGUCGUCGGGGCCCGGUCCCUGUGGGAGCUUCGUCUUUGGGGCCCUUCAGAAGCAGCACAGGGAGAGAAGUGGAAUGGCUUCCAGACCAUCAUGGAGCAGUUCAACCCCAGUCUCCGGAACUUCGUUGCCAUGGGGAAGAACUACGAGAAGGCCCUGGCGGGUGUGACCUACGCUGCCAAAGGCUAUUUCGACGCCCUCGUGAAGAUGGGCGAGCUAGCCAGCGAGAGCCAGGGCUCCAAAGAACUCGGAGACGUUCUCUUUCAGAUGGCUGAAGUCCACAGGCAGAUUCAGAAUCAGUUGGAAGAGAUGCUGAAGUCUUUCCACAACGAGCUGCUCACGCAGCUGGAGCAGAAGGUGGAGCUGGACGCCCGGUACCUGAGCGCCGCGCUGAAGAAGUACCAGACGGAGCAGAGGAGCAAGGGCGACGCGCUGGACAAGUGCCAGGCCGAGCUGAAGAAGCUGCGGAAGAAGAGCCAGGGCAGCAAGAACCCGCAGAAGUACUCGGACAAGGAGCUGCAGUACAUCGACGCGAUCAGCAACAAGCAAGGAGAGCUGGAGAACUACGUGUCGGACGGCUACAAGACCGCGCUGACCGAGGAGAGGAGGCGGUUCUGCUUCCUGGUGGAGAAGCAGUGCGCCGUGGCCAAGAACUCCGCCGCCUACCACUCCAAGGGCAAGGAGCUGCUGGCCCAGAAGCUGCCGCUGUGGCAACAGGCGUGCGCGGACCCCAACAAGAUCCCGGAGCGCGCCGUGCAGCUGAUGCAGCAGGUGCCCAGCAACGGCUCUGUCCUCCCCAGCGCCCUGUCGGCCUCCAAGUCCAGCCUGGUCAUCUCAGACCCCAUCCCAGGGGCCAAGCCCCUGCCGGUGCCCCCCGAGCUGGCCCCGUUUGUGGGGUCCCAGAGCAAGCUGAGCGACUCGUACUCCAACACGCUCCCCGUGCGCAAGAGCGUGGCCCCGAAGAACAGCUACGCGGCCACUGAGAACAAGACCCUGCCGCGCUCCAGCUCCAUGGCAGCCGGCCUGGAGCGCAACGGCCGCAUGCGGGUGAAAGCCAUCUUCUCCCACGCGGCCGGGGACAACAGCACCCUGCUGAGCUUCAAGGAGGGGGACCUCAUCACCCUGCUGGUGCCCGAGGCCCGUGACGGCUGGCACUACGGGGAGAGCGAGAAGACCAAAAUGCGGGGCUGGUUUCCCUUCUCCUACACGCGCGUCCUGGACAGCGACGGCAGCGACAGGUUGCACAUGAGCCUGCAGCAGGGCAAGAGCAGCAGCACAGGGAACCUCCUGGACAAGGAGGAGCUGGCCCUCCCCCCACCCGACUACAACGCAUCGUCCCGCGCCUUCCCUGCCCAGACAGCCGGCACCUUCAAGCAGAGGCCCUACAGUGUGGCCGUGCCCGCCUUCUCCCAGGGUCUAGAUGACUACGGAGCGCGGGCUGUGAGCAGGAAUCCCUUCGCCAGCGUCCAGCUGAAGCCGACAGUGACCAACGACAGGUCUGCCCCCCUCCUCAGCUGACGGCCAAGUCCCACGCUGCCCGCUGGGCACCCCCCUUGUCCCCAAACACAAGCCCUUUUCUAACAGUCUGUGCGACCCCUGUUUAGUUUUCUGCUUCCGUGCCCUUCACCCGCCUGGCUCUGCCCCCACCUCAGUCUGGCCCGGACAGGGCCCCGCCCUUUCUUCGGAGUCGUGGCCGAGCGGCCCCACGGCUGGGAGCUGCCCCCGGGCGGUGCGGCUGGCCUCUCAGGCAGGACCCCCUGGCUGUGCGUGUCGUGGUCCCCUCAGGGGCAGGGAAGGGUGUCGGGUCGGCCUGCAGCUGGAAGGGGGCUCAGCUCCCCACCGCGCGUAGCCCCCAAGCGUCUGGUCAAUAAAGAGGCUGUGCCCCAC